AUGUCGACGGAACAGUUUCCUUCGAAUGGCCCUGCGCCUCUCCGCUCUGCCCUCAAGGUGGACGACGAAGGCGACGGAACGCCACCCAUCAGCGGCUCCUUGAAAGCUGUCCAGAUCGCCGAGCCCGUCGAGGAAUACUUUGUCGACGAACCCGACCAAGGCCAGUCCUCCAAGCUCUUUCGCGUCGGCCACAGCAAGCGCAUGAGCGGCAAGCCCGUCGCCUCGUCGCGAUCCUCCAUUAGUGAGCCCUCGCCCGGCCUGCGGUCCCACGACGACCCCUCCUGCUCCGCCACCUCCUCUCAACCACCUCGCGUCUCCUCUCGCCAGGACAACAACUGCCAGUACUACAGCGAGAAGCUGCUCGCACAGGUCAGCGACUGGCUUGAACAUGAACGUCACAAGGCCGCCAGCCGCAAGAAGCACUCUCACCUGCACCACCACCAACCACGCCGCUCCUCCAACUCGCCGCCCGACAGCAGCCGCAAGAGCCGCGGUCCCGAUGCUGACCACGUCAAGCCUGCCGUAGCCGCACCCCAGACCCAACGGGAGCGCUCUGAUUCAGUAGACUCUCAGGGCAGCGAUGUCUCCCUCGACCGCCUCCAGCGCAUCAUUGAAGACUCCAUGUCGUCCAUGGGCCUGACGACCGUCCCGCACUUUAGCCCCCGCCCGCCCAGGCACAAGCUCAAACGUCGCGGCUCCUUGCGGCCUGCCUCCUCAGACACGGAAUACGCCGAGAGCGAUGUUGUCGUCCCCAGCUGUGACGCCUGGCUCGACAACUCUAAAACCCUAAUCUAUUCUGGCACAGCCCUGAGCAACGAAGAGCCCGAGGCCUCGGCUGUCCGCGUCGCCAAGGAAAAGAAAGUCUGGCUGGUCUUUAAGAAUGAAAUAAUUCGCAUCGCGCACACCCUGCGACUGAAGGGGUGGCGUCGCGUGCCUCUGGGUGACGGCCACAGGAUCUGGGUCGAGCGUCUCAGCGGCGCCCUCACCAACGCCGUCUACGUCGUCACGCCGCCCACCGACAUUCCCGAGAUUGAGGGCAAGAAAAUGCCCCCCAAGCUCCUUCUCCGCAUCUACGGCCCCCAGGUCGAGCACCUGAUUGACCGUGACAACGAGCUCAAGGUGCUCCAGCGCCUGGCCCGCAAGAAGAUUGGCCCCCGCCUGCUCGGCACUUUCAAGAAUGGCCGCUUCGAGCAGUACUUUAACGCUAUUACGCUGCGGCCGAGCGAUCUGCGCGAGCCCGAUACCUCGCGCCAGAUUGCCAAGCGAAUGCGCGAGCUACACGACGGCAUCGAGCUGCUUCCGUCGGAGCGAGAUGGCGGCCCCGGCAUCUGGAAGAACUGGGACCAAUGGCUCGAUAAUGUCGCCCGCAUCGUGCAGUUUCUCGACAAGGACCUACACAACGUCCCAGAGGGCUCCCGCGCCAACUCUGUGGUACAUGCCUGGAAAGCCAAUGGCUACGUCUGCGGCGCACCUUGGCCCCAAUUCCUGGAUGCCGUCGUCAAGUUCAGAGCCUACCUCGACAGCUUCUACAAGAGCGCAAAAGCAAUCCGUGAGAGCCUAGUAUUUGCUCAUUCCGAUACGCAAUACGGCAACAUUUUGCGCAUCCGUCCCGACGACGAAAAGUCGCCGCUCCUCCAGGCCGCCAACAAGCACAAGCAACUCAUCGUCAUUGACUUUGAGUACGCCGCUGCCAACACGCCCGGCCUGGAGUUUGCCAACCACUUCACCGAGUGGGCCUACAACUAUCACGACCCCGUCACCUCGUACGCCUGCAACGUCGAGCGCUACCCAACCCCCGAGGAGCAGCACCGCUUCAUUAAAGCCUAUGUCGACCACCGCCCGCAGUUUCCCGCCCUUGGCACCCCCCGCAUGCUUCCUCAGGACCACGCCGCCAAUACGGCCGCCAAUACGGCAGCGAACGCUGGUGCCGGCGCAGGGUCUGCAUCGGCCACCGCCAGCACCCCGCCCGCUCUGCUGCCCACCGCCUCGAGCAGCUCUAUUGUCGAGUUUAUGCUUGACGCGCGCGCCCCCGCCGGCGGCUGGACUGCAGCCGAGCGCGCCCGCGAGGAGCAGAGCGACGCGCACGUCCGCGAGCUCAUGGAAUCGACGCGCCUCUGGCGCACCGCCAACAGUGCCAUGUGGGUAGCUUGGGGCGUCGUCCAGGCCAAAAUUCCGGGCCUGGAUGAGGGCAACAAUCCCGUCACCCAGGACGUCGCCGACGCGGCCGAGGCGGAGAUGGGUGUCGACGAGUUUGACUACCUGAGCUACACACAGAGUCGGGCGUUCUUCUUCUGGGGCGACUGCGUCAAGCACGGCAUCGUGAGCUUGGAGGAGCUGCCAGAGACGUUGAGGAAGAAUGUCAAGAUGAUUGACUAUUGA
This is a messenger RNA of Beauveria bassiana ARSEF 2860, 2379 nucleotides long. Its product is annotated as choline kinase. The transcript is spliced from 3 exons. The record is from RefSeq and is a predicted model, not a curated record. Gene Ontology annotation, molecular function: choline kinase activity; ethanolamine kinase activity. The coding region runs from base 1 to 2379 and encodes 792 amino acids. Gene Ontology annotation, biological process: phosphatidylcholine biosynthetic process; phosphatidylethanolamine biosynthetic process. NCBI's taxonomy places the organism in Eukaryota, Fungi, Ascomycota, Sordariomycetes, Hypocreales, Cordycipitaceae. Gene Ontology annotation, cellular component: cytoplasm.